Messenger RNA from Plodia interpunctella (Indianmeal moth), 2284 nucleotides. Its product is annotated as facilitated trehalose transporter Tret1-like. Gene Ontology annotation, molecular function: transmembrane transporter activity. The record is from RefSeq and is a predicted model, not a curated record. Lineage: Eukaryota; Metazoa; Arthropoda; Insecta; Lepidoptera; Pyralidae. The transcript is spliced from 9 exons. Gene Ontology annotation, biological process: transmembrane transport. Gene Ontology annotation, cellular component: membrane. The coding region runs from base 232 to 1710 and encodes 492 amino acids.
AUAUACCUACUUACACACGAUACAUUUACAUACAUACACUCACAAACUUUGGCAUUUAUAAUAUUAAAUAGGAUAUUUCAUUCCUUAAACAUUAGGAACCACUGGCAUUAUACAAAAUGUGUACUGUAUUUAAAGUAUUAUAACUAUAUCUGUAUCUGUAAUAGUUUUCUUGGAGUUGGGAUUUCGACGUGCGGCGGUGUAGUGGCACCAAUUCGGUAGCAAUCGGUGACAAUGGAAAGAGAAUUUGAAAGAAUGGAGAAAAUCAGACUGAAGCCAUCGGCCUUUUUAGUGCAGACUAUGGCUACGAUUUUUAUAUGCUUCUUCGCGUGCCAAACUGGUUUUGUUUGCGCCUGGCCGUCCGGCACAAUUGAGAACUUCAAAUCCAACAAUACAGUACUCUCUAUGCCCAUGACCACAUUUGAAGUGUCUCUUCUCGGAAGCCUGCUGAAUAUUGGAGCACUGAUAGUCACUCCUUUCUGUGCAUAUGCCUUUAAUAACUUCGGGAGGAAAUACGCAUCUAUUUUAUUUGGACUGCCUUUUGUAAUUAAUUGGUUAAUCAUAUCUCUAACAAAAAGUGUGCCUUGGAUCCUCAUAGCUAUCACCAUAUCGGGGAUUGGGAUCGGCGGCCAAAACGCUUCGGUGAUCUUCAUCUCGGAAAUUGUGCACAAUUCCAUUAGAGGAGGAUUGACAGCCCUCUCAGCAUCAGGAUAUUUACUUGGACUGUUGGUAGGCUAUGCCUUAGGAGGCUACCUGAGCUACUACCAAGUGAUUUACGCCAACAUGGCGAUGGCAAUUACGUCUAUGGGGCUUCUGAUGCUGCUCCCCGAGUCUCCUGUUUUCCUGGUACUCGUCGGGAAGAUUGAGGAGGCAGCUAAAUCAAUCGCAUUUUAUAACCGCCUAGAUCCAACGUCAAAAGAAGUUGAUAGGGCAAUAAAGAAUAUUCGAAUACAGUUAGACCCAAGACUAGAGAUGAUGCUAGAAGCAGAACAAGAUCCAGAAGUGAUCGAUCGACUGCUGACAGUAACUGAAGACUCAGAUAUUACUGUGAAGCCUCACACCGAAUCAGCUUGGAAAAUAUUGAGAGGAUCCAAGUCGUCCAAGCGCGCUUUGCUCGUCAAUCUAGUACUAAUGGGCUCAACCAUAAUGAUGGGAUGCCCAGUGAUACAAGUGUAUGCUGAGCCGCUGUUCAGAGAAGCCGUGCCGACGAUGUCGCCGAACCAGUGCUCGAUACUGCUGGCUGCGAACUUCUUCGUGGCCAGUAUUACUUGUGUCGGGGUCAUUGAUAGGUGUGGACGUAAGAAUCUCAUGUUAGGAUCAUCACUAGCCUCCGGCAUUUGUCUCCUGCUGCUCGGUACCCAGUUACAGUUUCAGUGGGCAAGUCCCUGGUUCACUGUCGUCCUGAUAUACGCUUUCAGCUUCGCCUUCACUAUGGGAUGUGGAGUUAUUCCUCAGGUGCUUAAUGGGGAAAUAUUUUUGCCAGAGGUCCGCAGCCUUUGCACCAACAUGGUGCUGUCCUCGCAAUGCGUUUCCAUGUUCUUCGAGCUGCUCGUCUUCAAUCUGGCGGUGGAAGUGAUCGGCAUGGGUCCAGUGUUCUACUGCUUCUCGGCUAUCUGUUUCUUUGUUACUGUAUUCUCGUGUAUAGCAUUACCUGAGACUAAAGGACUAUCGACAGACGCCAUACAGGCCUUGUUUUUGAAGAAGAAGGCGUAGAAUAUUUGUAUAUAUGUUAAGAUUAGCCAUCUAAUUCAUAAAGUUGAAGCAUCGAUAUUUUAAGUUAAAAUAGAUAUGUUUUGUCUUGUUCUGAUCAGUUCAGUAAUGGUUUAGGCGAACGAUGGAGCCAUAACAUAAAAACAUAAAAACAUUUCGUUAAUUUAUGUCCUUGCAGAAUAUUUAAGGCUGCGGUGAAAUUUGUUGCGUCACUUUCUGCUUUACCUGUGCUUUGGAAGUCAGUCAAUUUUGAAGUCAAUAAGUGAUCAUCAUUAUUUUAUUAAAUUUUGAUUUUUAUUUUUAUAAUGGCAAAACACACGGUAGCAUAAAGUAUGCUUCAACAUUUUUAUGAAUAAAAUAGUUUGUUGGGUAGAUUUUGUCAUAUUUGAUUUAAUGUUUGUUUGUAAGUAAAAUUAAGAUUCCAAAUAAACUUUUUGCGUCUUAAAAUAAUAUACCAAAAGUUACAGUAUUAUGGCAUAGUUGUGUGCUAAUUUCUAUUUUUAGACGUAGAAAAUAGAAAAAUUUUGAAAUUGAUUUUAAUGAUUAUAAAAAGAUAAUAAUUAUUAUUUUGUGACAC